UAGAGCAGGACUGCAUGUUAGAGAUCAGCUGAUAGAGCAGGGGCCUGCUGCUCAGUGACAUGGAGAAACUGGAGCGAUCUCUGUUCCGUCUGGAACAAGGCUUUGAGCUGCAAUUCCGUCUGGGCCCAACCCUCCAGGGUAAGGAAGUCCAGGUCUACACCAACUACCCUGCGAAAGACCACAAGUUUGAUCGCCUAAAGUUUCAUUCUUUGGACUGGGUCUAUCCAAAUGGCCAGGAGGAUGACUGUGAUAAGUACUGCAGACUGGAUUUAAUAGUGGCUGGAUCUUACCAGUACUACUUCUCCUGUGGGGAUAAAGAGAAAGUGAGUGGUGGUUACAUUGUGGUCGAUCCAGUGCUGAGGGUGGGAGCCAACAAUGACAUCCUCCCACUGGACUGCAUCAGCAGUCAAACAUACUUGGCCAAGUGCCUCGGCCCUCUGGACAAAUGGCUUGACAGGGUCAGGGUUGCAAAGGAGACUGGCUACAACAUGAUCCACUUCACCCCACUGCAGAAGCUUGGUGUGUCCUCCUGCUACUCCUUGGCUGAUCAAUUGGAGCUGAACCCCAACUUCUCACUUGAGGGGAAGCAUUAUACGUGGAGAGACGUUGGUAAUCUGGUGGAGACGGUGAGGAAAGACUGGAACAUGCUUUGCAUCACUGAUGUAGUCUAUAACCAAACAGCCGCUGACAGUGAGUGGAUUGACCUCCAUCCUGAGUGUGGUUACAACCUGGUCAACUCUCCUUAUCUAAAACCAGCGUGGCUCCUAGACAGAGCCCUGUGGCACCUGAGCUGUGAAGUUGCUGAUGGGAAAUAUGCUGAGCAAGGAUUACCAGCACUCAUCCAACACGAGCAGCAUAUAAAUGCCCUGCAAGGCAUCCUGUGGCAGCAGGUCUUUUCCAAGCUCAGGCUGUGGGAGUUCCUGCAGGUCAGCGUGGAUGAAGCUGUGGAGCAGUUCAGACAGCUACUGCAAGCUGGCAGUUUGGGUGUCACAUCCAGGUCGAGUACAGACUGUAGACAACAGCUGAAGAUGGUUCAGGACCCUCAGCACCGACGCUUUGGAAACACAGUGGACAUGGAGUCUGCCCUAGACACCUUUGCACCUCACAGUAGGAGCCCAUCAGACAUCCAGGAGUGUUGUAACUGUUUCAGGAGGAGACUGGAAGAGCUCAACUCGGAACUGUACAAGGAGAUGAACUGCCAUGCAGAGCAGGCAACUAACUGCAUUGUGGGAAAUGUAGUUUAUGAGCGUCUUGCUGAACAGGGACCUAAGCUGGGCCCAGUCACGAGGAAGUACCCUCUCUGUCCCAGGUAUUUUACCUUCCCAUUUGAAGAGAUGACCUUUGAAGAGGAAAUGCACUUAAUGGAGCAGAAAGACAAGGCGUGUCACUUCCUGGCCCAUGAUGGCUCCGUGACAGGAAAUAACCCACUCAGAAACUUAGCCGAAUCAGGCUCAGAGGUCUACCUGCGGAGAGAACUCGUCUGUGAGAGUGACACUAUCAAGCUCCGUUAUGGAGAGAGACCAGAGGACUGUCCUUACCUGUGGGCUCAUAUGAAUAAAUACACUGAGAUUACAGCCAAGCUCUUCUGUGGUGUACGCCUAGUCAACUGCCACUCUACCCCUGUGCAUGUGGCUGAGGCGAUGCUGGCAGCAGCCAGAGCCAUCAGGCCUGACCUCUAUGUGAUAGCUGAUCUCUGUACCGGCAGUCAGCUUACUGACAAUGUCUUUGUAAACCGUCUGGGAAUCACCAGUUUGGUGCGAGAUGCUAGGAGUGCUACAGGCAGUCAGGAGGAGGGAGGAUGGCUGUCUUGGUUUGGCAAGGAGCCUGUAGGUGCCUUCUUCCAGCCCAGCCUUCGGCCUCUGAUACCAGCUGUCACUCACACCAUGUUCAUGGACGGGACCCUCAACGAUCACAGUCCUAUCCAGAAGCGUUCAGUGUAUGACUUCCUGCCCAGCUCUGCUCUGGUUUCUAUGGCCUGCUGUGCUACAGGCAGCACCAGAGGAUAUGACGAGCUGCUUCCUAAUCAGAUCUCGUUGGUGAAGGAGGAUCAUCUGUACAGCUGCUGGAACCCUGAGGUCCAAAAAUGUGACCAAGUCAACCUUAAGACUGGGAUCAUGGCAGGGAAGAUGGCAUUAAACAAGUUGCACCAGGAACUGGCUGCUGAAGGCUUUACUCAGGUCUAUGUGGAGCAGCUGGAUGAGGAUGUAGUUACAGUGACCAGACACUGUCCCAGCAGCCAUCAGUCUGUCCUAGCUGUGCUGCGAAGGGCAGUCAAGAACCCAGAAGGACACCAUCAUACAGAUAAUGUUCCACCUUUAUUCAUACCAGGUCAGAUAGAAGAGGUGGUGUUGGAGGCUAGGACCAUUGUGAGGGACAUAAACUCUGACAGAAGAAGUGACAUCAACAUCAACAGCCUGCCAGAGUACACUGCAGAGAUCCAAGAACACAUCCAGCUGAAGGACAGUAAGGUGGUGAAAAAGGCAGCUAUGGUUUCAAAACACAGUGGUGUUGGCCAGGAGAUUUUGUUUAAGAAGUUCAAACCCGGCUGCAUUAUCAUUUUCAGGGUAACUCUGGAGUCCAGGUCCCGGGAGCAGCUAGGGGCUCUAAGACGCCACCUGAUCCAGUUUAGUCCUCAGUACCAGACUGGCAGCCUGGCUGAACAUAGCACUCCUGCUGUUCUCACCAAGCCACUGAUGACCAUCAUGUCCAGACUGACGCUGGCUGACAUGAACAUGCUGCUGUAUCGCUGUGAUGCUGAGGAGAGGGAGGAUGGGGGAGGAUGCUAUGACAUUCCUUCAUGGUUAUCUCUCCACUACGGAGGCUUGCAAGGGCUGAUGUCAGUGUUGGCAGAGAUUCGUCCUAAAAAUGAGCUUGGUCAUUCACUUUGUGACAACCUGAGGGGAGGAGACUGGAUGAUGGACUUCAUCUCCAACAGACUGCUGGCAAAGGGUGGUGCUGUGGGAGAGGUAGGCCACUGGUUCCAGGCAAUGUUCAGCUACCUGAAGCACAUGCCCCGCUACCUGGUACCUUGUUACUUUGAUGCCAUCAUCCAGGGAGCCUAUACUACUGCUCUGGAGGCUGUUUUCAAACAGAUGUCAAGCUUCAUUCAGAAUGGUUCCAGUCUGGUUAAACAGCUGGCCCUGGGUUCGGUGCAGAUGUACGGUGUGGGUCACUGUUUGACGCUGCCCACCAUCUCUCCUCACCUUAAAGAUGUCCCGCACUGCCUCAGUGAAAUCACCUGCCAGGAUAAUCAAUGCUGUGUGUCACUGGCAGCAGGUCUUCCUCACUUCUGUGUGGGGGUUUUCCGUUCAUGGGGUCGUGACACCUUCAUUGCUCUGAGAGGCUUAAUGUUGCUGACUGGCAGACAUCUGGAGGCUCGGAACAUCAUCCUGGCGUUUGCGGGCACACUGCGUUAUGGCCUGAUUCCCAACCUGCUGGGCCCGGACAGCUAUUUACGCUACAACUGCCGGGAUGCUGUGUGGUGGUGGAUGCAGUGUAUCCAGGAGUUCUGCACACUGGUACCAGACGGUGUCUCCAUCCUCAAGUGUCCUGUAUCCAGGAUGUUCCCCACCAAUGUGUCUGAUCCACAGCCUGCUGGAGCUUGGGAUCAGCCACUGUACGAUGUAGUCCAGGAAGUCAUGCAGAGACACAUGCAGGGUAUCCAUUUCAGAGAGAACAAUGCUGGGCCACAGUUAGACCACAAUAUGACUGAUGAAGGGUUCAAUGUAGAGGCUGGAGUGGACCAGAGCACCGGCUUUGUCUACGGAGGAAGUCGCUUCAACUGUGGGACUUGGAUGGACAAGAUGGGUGAGAGUGAGAGGGCCCAAAACAAGGGAAUCCCUGCAACACCCAGGGAUGGCUCUGCAGUGGAGUUAGUGGGCCUGUGUAAGUCUACUGUGCGCUGGCUUGUGAAGCUCCACAACAUUGGCCACUUCCCCCAUGCGGCAGUGACCAUACGCAGAGGAGGACAGACAUAUUCUGUGUCAUAUGUGGAGUGGGAUCAUAAGAUCCAGGAGAACUUUGAGAAGAACUUCUACAUUUCUCAUGAUCCCCACGACCCUGAGGAGAAACACCCACAGCUGGUCCACAAAAGAGGAAUCUACAAGGACAGUUUUGGGGCUUCGAGCCCCUGGUGUGACUACCAGCUCCGGCCUAACUUCCCCAUUGCCAUGGUGGUGGCCCCUGAGCUGUUCACAGUGGAGAAAGCCUGGGAGUCUCUGGAUGUAGCUGAGAGGAAGCUGCUUGGGCCCCUGGGAAUGAAGACCUUGGACCCUGAUGACAUGGUAUACUGUGGAGUCUAUGACAACAACCUUGAUAAUGACAAGUUCAACCAAGCUAAAGGCUUCAACUAUCAUCAAGGCCCAGAAUGGUUGUGGCCCAUGGGCUACUUCCUGCGUGCCAAGCUCUACUUUGCCAAGAAAAUGGGAAAGGAAACAUAUGACAAAACUGUUAACCUGGUGAAAAACAUACUGUCUCAUCAUGCUGUCCACUUGGAGAGGUCACCUUGGAAGGGUCUCCCUGGGUUGACCAAUGAGAAUGGCCAGCACUGCCCCUUUAGCUGUAAGAGCCAAGCCUCAUCCCUUGCUGCCAUCCUGGAGGUCCUGUAUGACGUUUGACCCCUGCACCCAGCACAACACCAUAAAUCAUCAUCAUCAUCUGAACAUCAUCUGAAAAUCUUCCUUGAGAACAUUAUAUUUUGCACAAAGUAACCAUCAAGGAGGUUACAAAACUUUCAGCAAUUAUUGCUAACAUAUUGCCCCUAAAAUGGGCUUGAUUGCAUCUUCCUUAAAUAAUACACUAAGAAUCAGAACAAUGACAACUGGAACCAAUAAGUAGAAUCAGAAUCAAUCAAAGAUAAAAUAGCGUUGCUAAAAGAAAUAUUUUGUUCCUCCUACAUAGUCAUUAUGUGUUAUCCAUGGCAUUACCAGAAAUAAUUUCAAUGUUAAUAUGAUGAUCUGUACCGUUGUCAAACAUGUCACUCCAAAAUCUCCCAUAUAUGUUCAAUUGGGUUGAGAUCUGGUGACUGUGAAUACCAUAUCAUAUGAUUCACAUCAUUUUAUACUCAAUAAAUCAUUAAUGAGCCCUCA
Molecule: messenger RNA, 5087 nt
Organism: Thunnus maccoyii (southern bluefin tuna)
Lineage: Eukaryota; Metazoa; Chordata; Actinopteri; Scombriformes; Scombridae
Product: glycogen debranching enzyme-like
Exons: 33
Coding region: 60-4616 (1518 amino acids)
Biological process (GO): glycogen catabolic process; glycogen biosynthetic process
Molecular function (GO): 4-alpha-glucanotransferase activity; amylo-alpha-1,6-glucosidase activity
Source: RefSeq, a predicted model, not a curated record